Aphanomyces invadans is the source of this 807-nucleotide messenger RNA. RefSeq lists its product as hypothetical. The record is from RefSeq and is a predicted model, not a curated record. Gene Ontology annotation, molecular function: nucleic acid binding. NCBI's taxonomy places the organism in Eukaryota, Oomycota, Saprolegniomycetes, Saprolegniales, Verrucalvaceae. The transcript has 3 exons. The coding region runs from base 1 to 807 and encodes 268 amino acids.
AUGGUCUCCACGAAAGAUCACGUCACGAACCUCGUCAUGGGUGUAUCUGAAGAACAGCGAUCAACGUUGCGCAGCAUGUCCGUUGCUACAGGAAUGACCAUCGGGACGCUCCAUCGCAAGCUCCGCGACGCUACGAUCGAGCGCAAGUCAUCCCAGCUCAAACCGCUUUCUCACCGACAUCAACAUGCCGCGCUCGCGAAUUCCGCCGGCGAAGCCGGGCAAGACAAUUGGGCGACGCGCAGCCAAAAGCAAGAAUUUCAUCGCGAAGGUCAUGUUCCUUGCGGCGGUCGCGCGUCGACGGCAAGACUACGAGCGACGUUCAGUUUCGAGGGGAAGAUUGGGAUGUGGCUCUUCGUCAGGUACUUGCCUGUCCUUCGAAACUCCCGCAACCGCCCAGCUGAUACGCUCGUGGAUACAUUGAUGAACGUUGAUGCUGCUGUGUACCGUGAACUCGUGACGACUCGAGUCGUAUCUGCUAUCAAGACUCGGUUCCCAAGCGCCAACAAGCGCGUGGUCCUCCAGCACGACAACGCCACGCCACACGGUGCCAUCACCAACGAGGUCGUGGCGAGCGUCUCCACUGAUGGGUGGACGUUUGUCGUGCGGCGCCAACCACCCAACAGCCCGGACCUGAACGUCCUUGAUCUUGGCUUUUUUGCGUCGGUCCAGUCGCUACAAUACAAAGUGGCGAGUCACUCAAUCGAUGACGUGAUUCCCUUGACCCCAUGCGGCCUUCCAGGGGCUCUCAUUGGUGAAGCUCGAGAACGUGUUUCUAACUCUUCAGGCAGUCAUGCGCUUGGUGGUUGA